Molecule: messenger RNA, 3062 nt
Organism: Suncus etruscus (white-toothed pygmy shrew)
Lineage: Eukaryota; Metazoa; Chordata; Mammalia; Eulipotyphla; Soricidae
Gene: PLEKHA3
Product: pleckstrin homology domain containing A3
Exons: 8
Coding region: 98-1000 (300 amino acids)
Biological process (GO): endosome organization; receptor recycling; retrograde transport, endosome to Golgi
Cellular component (GO): early endosome; recycling endosome; trans-Golgi network
Source: RefSeq, a predicted model, not a curated record
GCCGGGAGGGGGCUACCCGCUCAGGCCGCGCGCCCACCCACCCCAUCACCGCUGCCGACGCCCGGCCAGGAGGAUGUGCGGUGCCGGGCUCUAAAGCAUGGAGGGGGUUCUGUACAAGUGGACCAACUAUCUCACAGGUUGGCAGCCUCGUUGGUUUGUUUUAGAUAAUGGAAUCCUGUCUUAUUAUGAUUCCCAAGAUGAUGUUUGCAAAGGGAGCAAAGGAAGCAUUAAGAUGGCAGUUUGUGAAAUUAAAGUUCAUUCAGCAGACAACACAAGAAUGGAACUAAUCAUUCCAGGAGAGCAGCAUUUCUACAUGAAAGCCGUGAAUGCCGCUGAAAGGCAAAGGUGGCUCGUUGCUCUGGGGAGCUCCAAAGCCUGUUUGACUGAUACUCGGACUAAAAAAGAAAAAGAAAUAAGUGAAACCAGUGAAUCCCUGAAAACCAAAAUGUCUGAACUUCGCCUCUACUGUGACCUCCUAAUGCAGCAAGUUCACACAAUCCAAGAAUUUGUUCAUCAUGAUGAAACUCAUUCCUCUCCCAGCAUAGAGAGCAUGAAUGAAGCUUCUUCUCUGCUUAGUGCCACAUGUAACACAUUCAUCACAACGUUGGAAGAGUGUGUGAAGAUUGCCAAUGCCAAGUUUAACCCUGAGAUGUUUCAGCUCGCCCAUCCAGACCCCUUAGUCUCUCCUGUAUCACCAUCUCCUGUUCAGAUGAUGAAACGUUCUGUCAGCCACCCUGGCUCUUGCAGUUCUGAGAGGACUAGUCACUCUGCAAAAGAACCAGUGUCCGCACUUCAUCGACUUGCACAGCGGCGCCGAAGAACCUACUCAGAUACAGACACUUGUAAUGAUAUUCCUCUUGAAGAUCCAGAGAGAACUGUUCACUGUUCAAGAAAUACUCUUAAUGGAGAUUUGGCAUCAGCAGCCAUUCCAGAAGAAAGCAGACUAAUGGCCAAAAAGAAAUCAGAAUCAGAAGAUCCUCUUCCAUCCUUCUCUUCCUAAGGAAAUAGAAGUGUCCAACUUCCUCAGAGUAUUGCUAUGCAAAAGCUGCUGUGAUUAAACUGUUAUAGGGAGUAGUUUCCCUUAGGAUUUCUCUGCACUUUAUAGAAUAUUGUAAAGCAAAAAGAAGAACAGUCCACAUACCUUUGAAGUGUAUUUUAUCUUUAUAUAGUUUAUUUGCAAGAGUAUUUUCCUAAUAACUUCACAGUGUGAAAGUGCUUCUGUUUUAUCUUUCUUUCUUUCUUUUAAGAUGAUAUAACAUUUUGACAUCCCAUCCAUAAGGAACAGAUGUAGAUAUUUUUCUAAAAAAAAUCUGAGAGACUGACAACUUUGUCAGUAUGUAUUGUGGCUUAGAAACAUGAAAUCUUAUAAAUAAGGUUUCAGUUUGGCAGAAGUCUGAUGUCUGUGAUUUGUGCCAUGGACCUAAUGGUCACUUUGCUCCAGCAAAAAUUGAAUCAAAAGAGCAACUUGGAGGUGAUUGUAUUGUAUUCCUUUAAGCAAAGAGGAAACACUUCAUUGUUUCAAUCAUUUAUAGCCCAAACGCCAUCACAAAUUUGAGGGCUUGUUUUUAUUUGUUUAUUUGUUUCUUCAAAACAAAAGAAGACAAAAACCAAACUGUCCUUCAUAUGUGAAGUUGACACUACUGAUUUAUCAAUACCAAAUGCUGAGUUCAAGUAUUUAGUUUGUAUUUAUUUAUAAUUGUUCAGCCUGAAGUGGAUUGUAUUCUAACUUUAAUGACCUUCUAAAUUUAAGAUAUGUAGUACACCAUAGUUUGCAUUAUUUUAGAGAAGAGGUGUGUGGUGACUGCACUCACAUCUGAGAAUUAUGAACUUUCAGUGAAAGAGAAGUUUAUGCUUUUUUACCCCCUAAAACAGACAUUAAGCUGCUCUUGUAAAGUAUUACUCUUUGCAGCCUUUUAGAUUAUCUGACAUUUUUAAUUUAUGGCUAUACAAAAAAAAAAAAAAAAAAGAAAAAAGAAAAAAAAAAGAUCCUGUCAAGGCAACUACUCUACAUCACUUGAGAAUGCAUUACAUUUUAUGAAGGAACCAAUCCUGUUUUUGGUAGUGUCUGUCCAUACCUUUUUGCCAGUGUUUGCCUUGUAAACGUUUUUGGUUAUUGUUCUUUUUUGAUAUGUAAGUAUGAGUGACAGUUUUGUCCAAGGUCUUGGAUGAGGAGCACUUUAAAGCAAACUGGUCUGGUAUUUUUAAAUGAAUCAUAUGUUUAACAAAUAUAUGGUUUUCUUGCAUUUAAAUUCAGCACAUAAUGUAUUUUUUACAUCUCUUGAUAUUCUGUCUAGUCUUAUGAAGUGUUAAUAGUAUCCUUAUUACCUUGAUUUUGUUUGUAUAUUUGGGACUCCUAAUGAAUAUACAAAUGAGGCAUACUUUAGUUUUUGCCUACAAGCUCAGAAUUGUAUCGUCUGUUUCACUUCACAUGUGGAGAAUUUUUUUAGUUAAUAAUCGGUAUUUAUUUUACUAAGAUUUAUAAUCCUGAGUUGAAAAUGGCUGUAAACCAUUUAUAUACAUUAAUGUGUAUUUGGAUAAACUGCUUCCUUCUUAAAAAUUGUGAUUUUUGUUUCAUGUUAUUUCAAUUUUGUGGUGCCAGGGAUUGAACCCAGGGACCUCACACAUGUUUCCACAUGCCAGGCAUGUGAUAUCAAGCCUCAUCCCCAAUCCUAUAAAUUAUCUGUAAUUUUUUAAUAGCACAUGUUAUUAGACUAGAAGAAAUGGAAUCUUUUUUUCUGUUCAUAUGCUGUACAUUGUGUGUCUAAUUUGGAAAAAUGAAUUAAUGUAGUAAUUUCACAAUGAGCAAAUUCAUAGUUUUGGCUUUUUAGAAUUUCAUUUUCUUUAUAGUGGGAACUUGAACCAUGAAUAGACCAUGGAGCUCAAGGUGCUACUGGUAGGGAAUUUUCCUGGUAGUUAUUUUUGAACCGAUAGGUUUGUAAUGAAAAAACCUUUAUAGGAAAUAAAUCCAUUUUUCAUUGCUUUAUCAAAAAAGAUGAGUUCAUGAACAGUUUUUUUGUAAAAAUUUUUAAAAAAAAAAUAAAUGCAAUUAUUUCUGGUCCGGA